ACCAGGAGAUGGCGCUGUUAGAUCUGACUGUUGGCCGCUUUGCGGCAGCUCUUGUCGUUACACGUUGACUGUAAACAGCAGCCGAGGUUGAUUUUUAACAUGGAUUUCAAUAAUUUAUCUAUUUCAUUAUUACAGGCGGUGUAUCCGGAGUUACUUUUUAAUGUAUCGCCAUCAAACAAUUGUAACUCAAGGGGGAGGAAAAGCUAACUGUACUGGCCGUUAGCUAGCAAGCAACUGCUCAUUUUAAGGCCAACUGACUCGUUUAUCUAGCGUUGCUCUCAAGUCGCGCAGAACAGGCGUGUAGUAUUUGACCACAAUGAUUAAAUGUUUGCCCGAAGACGUGCAGGGGAAACUUCGCUCCGGCGUCGCUAUUCCCUCACUCCAACAGUGCAUAGAGGAGCUCAUCCUCAACAGCCUGGAUGCCGAGGCCACCUGCGUGGGGGUCAGGAUGGACAUGGAGGCGUUCAAAGUUCAGGUCGUCGACAACGGUGCCGGCAUUAAUGCCGAGGACAUGGAGUGCGUGGGAAACCGGUACCACACGAGCAAGUGCGGCACCGCCGAAGACCUGGACAACCUCCGGUGGUACGGUUUCAGGGGAGAAGCCCUGGCAAGUGUGGCGUCGCUAGCCACGCUGGUUGAGAUCUCCACGCGGACCAGAUCGUCGGUGAGAACUCACGUCAAAAUCUUCAAGGACGGCAAGGCCAUGGGUGUGUUUGAAGCAGAGACUGCCAGGCCGUCUUCCGGCACAACCGUGGUCAUUUGCAACUUCCUCCGCAACAUGCCGGUCCGGAGGAAGAGGAUGGACGCCGUGCUGGAGGGCGAGCGGAUCAGACACCGAGUGGAGGCCGUCUCGCUGAUGCACCCCUCUGUGUCUUUCACCUUGAAGAACGACUGCACAGGAGCCAUGAUGGUGCAGCUCCCCAAAGUCACAGACACCUACCACAGGUAUGCCCAGAUACACGGCCUCGGGCGGGCACAGAAACUCGGAGACAUCCGGAGCACCCGCGGACCGUUUGAAGUGACGGGUCACGUGGGCAGAGAAGGCCACUACAGCAACAGCCUGCAGUUCCUGUAUGUGAAUGACCGACUGCUCCUGAGGACGCGGCUACACAAGCUCCUGAACUUUCUCCUCCGCAGACUGAGCAGCUCGAAUCAGAAGGGCGACAGUCCGGACGGGCAUUCCACCACCAGGAGCCCAAAGCACAAGCGAAGCCAAGAACUGCACGCGGUGUACGUCAUCAACAUCAAAUGCCCUUACUCGGAGUACGACAUAUGCCUUGAGCCUGCCAAAACUCUAAUAGAGUUCAGAGAUUGGGACGGGAUUUUGCUAUGCAUGGAAGAGGCCGUUAAAGCUUUCUUGAGCAAGGAGGGCCUGGUGGCUGUGCUUCGUCAGGAUGACGUGGGCGGCGACGCUCCAAAUAUGUCAUGUGCUCGUGUGACAGACCAAGGGGCACACAGCACGGGCAACGGUGGUCCAGACCCCCACAGAGCUUCCUCUGUAGAUUGUGCUUUUGGCAUGAAACUGGCAUCUGAUGCUGUUUAUCGAAAGCGCAAGGAUGGCCGCGUGCGUGAGGACGACGUUAGCGAGGAGUGUGGUCAGACCGAGGGCCAGGAAGAGACUGAAGAACCAGAGAGGCAAAAGAGAACUGAAAAAGAGGAGGAGGAGAUAAAUAAUGAAGAAAGUUUAAACAAAACGAAUAGAUAUGAGCUGCUGUAUGAUGAUGCUGGGCUCAAACAACCCUCUGAUAAUACAAUUCCAGUGGAAGAGAAGAGAAGCUUUAUUGGAGCUGGGGAAAACCCUCCAUUGUCGUCUGUGUCGAAUUCAGUCAGACAACUAGAAAGUGAAAAACUGGAAACCUCAAAGGAAAACGAGAUAUUGUGGAGCACAAGUACCUCAAGCAUCAGUGUGAUUCCACUAGAAAGCAUCUAUCAACAAACUCAACCCGAUUCAAGCAAAGUUGAGCAAAUAGUACCCGACUGCCAGGGUGCUGGAGGGCAUGAACACACUUUAAUCAGUAACCGAAGGAUCAGCCUGUGUGAUCCUUUCAUUCAUGAAAAUCUGCUGACUCAGGACCUGGCCCCAAUCAACAAGUCGGUACUGCAGCAACAGGUUUCAGCGGCGAAAACCGAAGAGAGAUCCUUUGCAUCAAAACGCAAAAUCUCCCUGUACGCGGGCCGUGGCGGAACCUGUCAGAAACCAUCGGAAGAAGUUAUUCCCAAAAAGAUUCUCCGGGUCUCUGCUGGUCAAAAGUUGCCUCAAUGUAAGGAGUCUGGAUCCCUUGAGAAGUUUAGAAGAAUUUGUGGUCCAGCUGGUGAACUGAAAUCUCUCUCUCAAGAGGAGGAUACCAGAUUUCCCCAAAUUCAGCGUUCACACAAUGUGUCUGUGUGCCAGAAGGACCAUCGGAGCGGCGGCGUUCCCAAACCGGAGACGCGGAGCGACCUGCGGCGCCCGCCGACCUCCUCGGCCCUCGCCGACUCAAAACCCGUCUCCGGGCAGGAUAGAGCUAAGUUGUCUUUGGCGGCUAAACUUUCCCACUUGACACAACACAGGACAGAGAGGCCAAACGUUUCAGCACACCCGCCGCGGGCGACCUCCCAGGAUGGUACCUGUUGCCGUGGUGACGGCGACAUCAACAACAACGACGAGGACCGCCGCGACGUCCUCGGCCGGUGUGAAGGCCCUCGACUGGCCGAGGGGGAGGAGGAGGACACGGCGUCGGGCGACUGGCUUCAUCACUACGAUGCAAGCGUCGGAAAGACGGUUUACGUCAACAGAGCGACCGGGCUCAGCCGGUACGAAGGGCCGCCUGCCGAAGGAAGCCGGGCGCGCUGCACCUCGGAUGUCACCAACAUGGCGGUCAGCGUCAUCUCUGAAGCGGGGCUGGAAUACAGAUGUUACCCAUUUCAGGUGAAGCUAGUGUUGCCCUUCCUCCCUAAAUCCAGGGCAGAAAGAGUGGUUAGCUCAGGGCUUGAUGACAGAGGUGCCCCACACACAGAUCACAUCCUGGAUGACGUCGAGAGGGCCAACUCGCUGAAGUCGAUGUACUCAAAAUGGAAUAAUCCUGUUUUUGUCUGCCCUUCUAAGGUCGGCGUGGACGUCUCCAGUGGGCGAGCCGACGGACUCGCUGUCAAGAUCCACAACAUCCUGUUUCCGUACCGUUUCUCUAAGGCCAUGAUUCAUUCAAUGAAGGUUAUUCAUCAGGUGGAUAAGAAAUUUCUUGCGUGUCUUAUUGAUACGAGGGAUGAGGAGUCUGCAGCACUCGCUGAAUCUGAAGGAAACCUCCUGGUGCUGGUAGACCAACACGCUGCGCACGAAAGAGUUCGACUCGAAAAUCUACUCGCAGAUUCUUAUGAGGAGGACCCAGAGGCGCCUGGGGAGAGACGUCUGUGUUCAUCCACCAUUUUGCCGCCUCUCGAGAUCAGCGUAACGGAGGAAGAGCAAAGGCUGCUGAGGUCUUGUGAAGCACAUUUGCGUAGUUUGGGCCUGGAAGUGAAGUUCUCGGCGGCAGCGAAACCACAAGCUCUCGUGGGAAAGGUACCGCUGUGCUUCAUGGAAAAGGAAAGUAAUGAGCUCAGGCGGGGCCGACCGUCCGUAAUCAAGACUGUUGUUAAGGAAUAUCUUCAAGAGCAGAUUGAGUUGCUUCGCUCAACUGGGAGAGUGAGAGGAACUCUGCCUCUCACUGUGCUGAAGGUGCUAGCCUCGUUAGCAUGCCACGGUGCCAUCAAAUUCAAUGACUCCCUGAGUAGAGACGAAUGCUGCAGCUUGGUGGCUUCCUUGUCCUCCUGUCAGUUGCCCUUCCAGUGUGCCCAUGGCCGACCAUCCAUUGCUCCCUUAGUAGACACCCUCCAUUUGGACAGCGACGAGAAGGAAUUACAGAAACCCAACCUUCAAAGGCUCAGAAGAAUGUAUAAAUCAUGGAAACUCCAUGGAAAUGGAUAACUGGGUGUGUAUCUCAUCAAAGCUCCCUUAUUAAAUGGCUUAAAUAGUCAAAAUCCCCCCAAAGCUCUGUAACCUGAGCCUCUUUGUUAAUUCAUUGAAAGACUUCCCAAAAUAACAUUUCAUACAUAUAGCAAUUUUAUAUAUAUAUAUAUAGCAAAUGAAUACACAAGUUGUACACAAAGGAGGAGUUUAUAAAGGAAUCCUUUAUUUGCUAUUACACCUGUCUUGAACAGAGUCAAAUGGGACCAGUAAAGUCAUCCGCAAUGGACCAUGAGAGGUGCUCGAGAUGCUUUAGCUCCGCCUCAUGGAGGGUCAGUUUGUCCAAUGUUUUUACGUCCGACAAAGAGAUUGCAAAAUGUGUUUUUGUCGCUCCAUCCUACAUUGGAUUUUCAGUAGUGGUUUGGAUUAAUACUAAUGGUGCUGGUGAUAUUUAAUGUAACCGCAUUAACACGACCCCUCACCUCUGUGUUGUUCUUGGCUCCCACAUCAUGCUUCAGGCUCAGCUUGACCAUUCGGUGAAGAACCAUAUUAUAAUUAAAUGGCACUCUGUUCAUAACAUUUGGUUAUUAGACUGUUCUUUCAGAAUGGCAUGUUACGAU
Molecule: messenger RNA, 4539 nt
Organism: Pungitius pungitius (ninespine stickleback)
Lineage: Eukaryota; Metazoa; Chordata; Actinopteri; Perciformes; Gasterosteidae
Gene: mlh3
Product: mutL homolog 3 (E. coli)
Exons: 12
Coding region: 317-3940 (1207 amino acids)
Biological process (GO): mismatch repair
Cellular component (GO): mismatch repair complex
Molecular function (GO): ATP-dependent DNA damage sensor activity; protein binding; ATP binding
Source: RefSeq, a predicted model, not a curated record